CUCCUCCGCAUCCCAGCCCCCCGCCGCCUGUAAACAAGACAGCCAAAGAGCUAGUGGAGGACUAACUAGGCCGGAAGCUCAAGAUAAAAUACCCUACUGCAGCAAGCAAGCAAGCAUGUCGGGCGUGUGGGUGUUCCGGAACGGCGUGGUGCGGCUGGUGGAGAACCCGACGUCGGGGGCGGCGGCGGCGGCGUCCGGGAAGCGCAAGGCGCUGCUGCACACGCCGUCCGGGGAGGUGGUCACCUCCUACACGUCGCUGGAGCGCAAGCUGGCGGCGCUGGGAUGGGAGCGCUACUACGCCGGCGGCGGCGACGGCGGGAUGCUGCAGUACCACAAGCGCACCUCCGUGGACCUCAUCUCGCUGCCCAAGGACUUCGCCCACUUCGGCUCCGUCCACAUGUACGACAUCGUCAUCAAGAACCGCGACGCAUUCCGCGUCAUCGACGCCUAGGAUGAUUGGCCUUGCUGCUUCCUUGCUCAUGAUCAUCAUCACCAUCUACUCCGUAUAUGUAGCCGGGUAGCCUGCUUGCAUCUAUCUAGUGUGUACGUGUGUGAUCGAUCGAUCGAUGGGUUUGUUCGUGUAGUUUACGCGCGGCUUGCCGACGUAUAUUUAUAUGCGCCUGCAUAGGGAGUGGCCAUUGUUGAUAGAUCGAUUUGGUUGCUGUACGUGUCUCUGCGUGUUGGUCCAGUAUGGUAUGUAGUACUAAGUUUGCAUGCGAUGUUCUUUGUCACCUUUCAAUUUUCUUCGAUGGUACUGACUCAAGCUUUGUGUUCAGUCU
Messenger RNA from Panicum hallii, 779 nucleotides. Its product is annotated as flowering-promoting factor 1-like protein 2. The transcript has a single exon. NCBI's taxonomy places the organism in Eukaryota, Viridiplantae, Streptophyta, Magnoliopsida, Poales, Poaceae. The record is from RefSeq and is a predicted model, not a curated record. Gene Ontology annotation, biological process: regulation of flower development. The coding region runs from base 116 to 451 and encodes 111 amino acids.